Messenger RNA from Ambispora leptoticha, 585 nucleotides. Lineage: Eukaryota; Fungi; Glomeromycota; Glomeromycetes; Archaeosporales; Ambisporaceae. The record is from the annotation of a GenBank genome assembly.
AUGCAACGUUUAAAGCCUGCACACGAAAUCUAUAAUCGUCUUUUAUGGGACACUUCUUGUGUGCCUGGUGGUGAGUUUGUUAUUGGCUACGAAGACAGAUUCCUUGGCAUACAAGAGAAGUCAAGAGAAGAGUUUGAAGCGGAAGAAGUCCCAUUCCACCGGAUACGUUAUUUUAAAGCUAUUCAAAAUAAUCAAAAAUUAUGGGAUAGAGAGAAACGCAUAGAUAUAAUCACAAGUUCCUAUAAAAAUCCAAAUUCCUCUGAUGAUUCAAUAUUAAUAACAUCAAGCAUUAUCGAUUCAGAAAUUUCAAGAGAGAAAAAAUCCAAAAUUGCUGAUGCUUCUAUCGAGACCAAUAAUGAUGCUAACGAUAAUAAUGAUAAACCUACUACCAUCAUUUCGACAAAAUUCAAAAAACAGCAAAUUAAGAAAAAACGACAAGCAUUUAUAGAAAAAUCGAAAAUGGAAGCACGUUUAGAACUUGAACAAGAGAAACACAUAGAAGCUGAACAUGAGUCACAAAGAUUAAGUAAAAUACGAGAAGUUGAGGAACGUAUAAAACGAUUUAAUGAAAUUCAAAUUAAAUAA